Molecule: messenger RNA, 824 nt
Organism: Triticum dicoccoides
Lineage: Eukaryota; Viridiplantae; Streptophyta; Magnoliopsida; Poales; Poaceae
Product: B-box zinc finger protein 22-like
Exons: 2
Coding region: 59-703 (214 amino acids)
Biological process (GO): regulation of DNA-templated transcription; photomorphogenesis
Cellular component (GO): nucleus
Molecular function (GO): zinc ion binding
Source: RefSeq, a predicted model, not a curated record
UCCAUUUUUCUCCCCCCUCACGCACGCACACGCCGACACGGCACGGCCGUACCCGUACAUGCUCAUGAAGAUCGGGUGCGACGCGUGCGGGCAGGCGGAGGCCGCGGUGCUGUGCUGCGCCGACGAGGCCGCGCUGUGCCGUCGCUGCGACGCCGCCGUGCACUCCGCCAACAAGCUCGCCGGCAGGCACCACCGCGUCGCGCUCCUUUCCUCGGCGCCGGCCGGCUCGUCAUCGCCCGGCACCGGCGACGACGGCGGGACCCACCCCGCCUGCGACAUCUGCCAGGAGAAAACGGGCUACUUCUUCUGUGUGGAGGAUAGAGCCCUCCUGUGCCGAAGCUGCGACAUCACCAUCCACACCGCGACUCCCCAUGCUUCCACCCACCGCCGAUUCCUCAUCACCGGCGUCCGCGUCGGUGUUGAUCAGGACCAUAUCGGCGAUGUCAGUGGCGCCACGGUCGGCAGCCCCAGCAACAACAGCGCCAACGGAAGCAAUAGCAUGCCCACCUCUGAGAACUUCGCCAUUGCCAACGGCCAGCGGUCGGAGGAGGGGGCGGGGCUGAUCGGAGGAGGAGAAGACGACAUUGGCCAGCAACAGCAAUGGCCUUGGAGCGAUAUUUUUGCUGAGGAUGGCGUUGGCAUGGAUCAACACCAGUGCUACCCUGGCUUCUCUGAACCUGGUUCCUCCAGCCUCACCGGAUGAUGAAAGCUCAACUUAAAUGGAUAUAUUACGUCCUCCAUUCCAUAUUACUUGCUGUUGAUUUAGUACAAUGGAUCGGAGGGAGUAUGUAUUUGGCAUGAGUUGAUAGAAAAAGCAAUUAUAA